UAAUUAAAAAAAAAGGAAGGACAGUGGUUAAUACAUAUUAUAAGAUAAAAAUAAAACCUUGCUCCUUUCUCAUUUUCUCGCAAGUUUAGCAGCACGCCUGCAAGAAACCUCGCGGGCAGCCAUGACGCCUUGCUGUUGCUUCUUUGGGCGGAGGAAUAGGAGGAAAAAGGGUAAUCACCCACCCAUUGCAGAAGAAAGUUCUAUUCCAAUUGAGGCAACUGUCAACAAAGAACAAGAGAUCAAAGAGGAAAGUGCUAUUCCAAUUGAGGCAAAUAUCAGCGCAGAAAAAGAGAUCAUAGAGGAAAGUGAUUUUCCAAUUGAGGCAGCUGCUAGCAGAGAAAAAGGUGUUCGGACAUUUUCUUAUGAUGAACUAGCAAAAGCAGCUGGUUAUUUCUCCAUUGACGAUAACAAUCGGCUAGGCCUUGGUCUUACGGGUGAAGUUUUUAAAGGAGAACUUUCAAAUGGUGAAGUGGUUGCAAUUAAGAGGCUUAAACAUCAAGCUAACCCAGAGCACGAGGAAAUGGCGAGACAUCAAUAUCAGGUGGAGGCUGAAAUCCUUAGCCACAUUGAGCCUCACCAAAAUAUUGUGAAGGUGAUAGGAUACUGCAAUGAUGCAUCCAACAGAUUGCUUGUUUAUGAGUUUGUCCCCAACAACUCUUUAAAGUCUUGUUUGCAUGGAAAUGAAAAGCAAACUAUUAAGUGGUCAGACAGAUUGAAAAUUGCUUUAGGCAUUGCAGAAGGAUUAACAUACUUGCAUGAAAUCUGUGAACCCAGAAUUAUUCAUCGAGAUAUUAAAAGUGCUAAUAUUCUUCUUGAUGAUAAAUUUAUCCCAAAGAUUGGAGAUUUUGGACUUGCCAAAGAAUUUAUGAGUUCUCAUACUCACGUUUCUACUGCCCCAAGGGGAACUAUUUCUUAUGAACCUCCUGAGUAUUACGCAGCUGAUCUGAGCACGAAGCUCACUGAAAAGUCUGAUGUCUUUUCAUUUGGCGUUGUUCUUUUGGAGUUAAUUACGGGGAAAUUUGCUAUACUUGGAGGCGAUGAGCGCUUAGUUGAUUGGGCACUUUCACCUCUCAAGCAAGUUCUGGAAACAAAUAAUAAAGAAGAUUUGGAUAUGAAAAAGUAUAAUAAUCUUGUUGAUUUCAAAUUGCAAAAGGAUAAUGACAAAAAAGAAAUGAGUCGAAUGAUUUAUUGUGCAGCAGCUUGUGUCUAUAAACCUAUGAAAUUACGUCCAAAAAUGAGCGAGUGGCCAACAGGACGUAGAGGAAUUUGGGCAUGUGAGUUGUAUGCCAAUGCCAUUUGUCAAGGCAUAGCUUCAACACUUUAUCAGUAGGGCAACAAUGCUUCUGUUGGAGACAAUUAAAGCUACAGAUUUUAUAGUAGUAUUUUUUUACAAUUGAGCCUCUCAUUUUGUUUUUGUACUUUUGAGCUUUGUGAUUAGUCAAUAUGACGUUUUUAGCAUGGAAUUGCCAAGGUAGUGGUUAUUUCUUGGCAAUAAAAGCUUUGAAAGAGCUUAUUCGUAAAUAU
This is a messenger RNA of Manihot esculenta (cassava), 1524 nucleotides long. RefSeq names its product proline-rich receptor-like protein kinase PERK3. The transcript is spliced from 11 exons. Gene Ontology annotation, molecular function: protein kinase activity; ATP binding. Gene Ontology annotation, biological process: protein phosphorylation. Lineage: Eukaryota; Viridiplantae; Streptophyta; Magnoliopsida; Malpighiales; Euphorbiaceae. Bases 122 to 1330 code for a protein of 402 amino acids. The record is from RefSeq and is a predicted model, not a curated record.